Messenger RNA from Pelecanus crispus (Dalmatian pelican), 2007 nucleotides. The record is from RefSeq and is a predicted model, not a curated record. Lineage: Eukaryota; Metazoa; Chordata; Aves; Pelecaniformes; Pelecanidae.
CCUUGUGAGGCUAAUGUUUCUGGCACUUCACCAAGGAUGUUGGUGUUUCGUUUGUCAGUGAUGAUCAACCUUUUCUUCCAGUUGGCUGCAUCUUUUUGUCCUGAGAAAUGUGACUGCUCUUCAAAAAAUGCAAUUCAUUGCUCUGGUCCCCACAUAAAAGACCUGGAAUCGUUAAAUCUGCCUUGCAACAUGACAACAAUUCGCAUAACGGACGCUAAUGUAACAUACUUGCAGGAUGUUUUUUCUAGGAUGGUGGAACUGCAGCAUCUCAUCUUGUCUUCAAACAACAUCUCUCUGAUUUCACCAACGGCUUUUAAAGGUUUGAGAAGACUAAAAGCCCUCAAGUUGCUAGAUAAUAAGCUGGUCGAACUUCCCCCGGAAGUGUUUGAUGACAUGGUACAACUUCAGCAGCUGAUCAUUGAAAAUAACAGGUUGAAAUCCAUAGAAGAAAAUCUGUUUGACAAACUAGCUAGUUUGGAGGAGCUUUUAUUGAACAAAAACCAACUAACAGCACUUCCUAGUGGCAUGCUGAAGAAACUUGCCAAACUCAAAGUAUUGAACUUGUCGAGAAAUUAUUUGGCAGCACUGCCUAGAAAUAUAUUUAGUGCGUUAACCAGGCUUGAGAAGCUGAUGCUGUAUUUUAACAGGCUGUCUUCAAUAGAGUCUGGUAUGUUUGAUAGCCUGAAGGAGCUGCUGGAACUCUUCCUGCAUUCCAAUAACAUCCAGUCCAUCGCCCCUGAUGCGUUUCAUUGUCUUCAUAAACUGAGAAGCCUAACGCUCUCCAGAAACAAGCUUGAGGUUUUGCCUCCUGGGCUCUUUCUGCACUUGCAUGACCUGUCUAAAUUGACCUUGUACAGGAACCCCCUGAAGACUCUUCCAGAAGUAUUGUUUGGAGAAAUGAAGCAUCUUGGUAGCCUGUGGCUGUAUCACACAAAACUCUCAACAAUACCAGAUUUUGUGUUCAGUAACUUGACAAAUUUAGAGCUUCUUGUGCUGAGUUUUAAUCCAGAGCUUAGUGUUCUUCCUAAGAAUGCAUUCAGUGGUCUGAAUGAACUGCGGGGCCUUUCUCUGCAUACAAAUAAUAUUUCCAGACUGCCAGAGGGCAUCUUCCUGAGCCUUCAGAAACUGCAGAACAUUUCCCUUUUUGAUUCGAGGCUUGAGGCUCUUCCUAGAAACCUCUUUCAUAAUCUCAAGCACCUUCAGAAGGUUUACCUCAAUAGUACUAAGGUGCAGUCUCUUCCUGGAGAUUUCUUUACUGCUUUACCUGAGCUGCAAGAAGUCUUCCUUGUCGACAACCCUUGGAAAUGUGAUUGCCAAAUUCUUGGCUUCCAAGAGUGGCUCCAAAAGAACAUGGAGAUAGUUAAAGAUGUGCCGUCUCUAAUGUGUGACAGCCCGCUGGCACUACAGAAUAUCUCUCUUGUGGCUCUAACAGAUCACCACCUGAAGUGCCUGCCAACCACAGCUGUUACAUACCAGAUGUUCAGCUCAACUUAUCCCCAGGCUUCGACUUACCUUGUGACAGAGCACUUGGUAUCAUCUUGGGAGACUACUGUAACAGUGGCGUCCAGCUUGGGUACCAGCACACCCACAUCAAUUCCUCUUGCAACUCCAGGUUUUACCUACUCAAGUGUUCAAGGUGUUGGACAGCCUGGGUUUCAUUUCUCAGAUGUUCCAACCCAGGCUUCUCCCAGCAUCACAGUAGAAACCAACAGUGUCAGAGGAACAGAUUUAACUACUAUUGCCUGGUGGGAUGAGCUGCCAGCCCACAGGAGUGCUAAACCCUGUUUUAAUACCAGAAUUGCUUACUGUCAGCUAUUACUGUGCCUUCACACUUCGAUUUUAGCACUCCAGAGUGUAACCAUUGUGCUCAGUCUGUAUGUGAUGGGUAUAACCAGGCAGCUCCUGCACUCCAGAAGUACUCCUGCUCAGCCUGUAGUUCUGGUAAAAUUUUUAAGAAGAUCGAGAAUACCAGCCAAAGAGAGAAGCACUGUUUUGGAUGCAUUUUGA